AUGUUGCAAGUUGGGGGCAGAGUUAGAGGGAUUGUCCUGGCCUGGCUUCCAAUCAGAAGAGAGCCAAAGCUCUCAAGGCUGGGACAUGGCCUAAGGAGACUCUUUGUGGUUGAGAGACCUCUCCCAUCAUUUGUAUGGGAAUUGAGCUUCCUAACUGACCUGGCCUAUCUGGACUGCCAGAAGAACUGCUUGGGAGAUGACCUGGAUUUCACUUUCAUUAGCAUGUCCAAGCUUGCCUACCUGGACCACAGCUUCAACAACCUUCAAUGCCGGUCACCAUGGAGAAGGAUGCCUUUGCCAGUAACCCCUUGGCUGGGGCAUCUGGACAUGAGCCAGACUGGCUUACUAUUCCUGGACACCAGCACUGUUUCUGACCUGCCCAACCUUAGGUUUCUGGGGCUCGGUGACAACCGUGGGCUCUGCCUGAACAUACUGCCUUUGCUACCUGACAAAAGCCAGAUUUGCGCACUUUUCCUUCCUUCUUGGUCAUUCUCUUGA
Messenger RNA from Tinamus guttatus (white-throated tinamou), 498 nucleotides. NCBI's taxonomy places the organism in Eukaryota, Metazoa, Chordata, Aves, Tinamiformes, Tinamidae. The record is from RefSeq and is a predicted model, not a curated record.